Stegastes partitus (bicolor damselfish) is the source of this 2983-nucleotide messenger RNA. Its product is annotated as signal transducer and activator of transcription 4. The transcript is spliced from 24 exons. Bases 163 to 2382 code for a protein of 739 amino acids. Gene Ontology annotation, biological process: signal transduction; regulation of DNA-templated transcription. The record is from RefSeq and is a predicted model, not a curated record. Gene Ontology annotation, molecular function: DNA-binding transcription factor activity; DNA binding. Lineage: Eukaryota; Metazoa; Chordata; Actinopteri; Pomacentridae.
AGGCCACUUCCUGAACAGAGAGGCACAUCAACUGAAAAACGAAAGUCAAAGAGGGAAACAAGCGCACAUGUUGAGUCAGACUGACGGGAAAGCAGCGCAGAAACAUCUCAGCACUCUUUGGUGAUAGCAGGUGUGUGUCCUGUGGCAUCUGUACACCUCAGCAUGAGCCAGUGGAAGCAGAUUCAGCAGCUGGAGAUCAGACUCCUGGAGCAUGUGGACUAUCUGUACGAUGAUAAUUUCCCUAUGGACAUCCGACAGGGGCUGGCCGGCUGGAUAGAGUCCCAGGAUUGGGACACAGCGGUCAGUGAUGAGUCGAUGGCUGCCGUGCUGUUCACCAACCUGCUGACCCAGCUGGAGAGGGUUCGAUCGCAGGAACAGAACUUCCUACAAAGACACAACAUGAAAAUUAUACAGCAGCAGCUGCAGCUGAAGUACACGACCAACCCUGCCAUCAUGGCCAGAGUUAUCUCCACCUGCCUGAGGGAAGAGCGACGUAUUCUCUCCAGCGCCUGCACGCAGGAACAGGGUCCACUGGAGAAAUCGCUGCAGAAUUCUGUGGCCUUCGAGAGGCAGAAGAACAUGGACAACAGAGUUGGGAUCAUCAGGGGCAGCGUGCAGUUGAUGGAUCAGGCCGUGAAAUACAUCGAGGACAUGCAGGACGACUUUGAUUUCCGCUACAAGACGCUGCAGUCUCGAGAAUCAUCAGACAGGAACUCUGAUACCAUGAAACAAGAAGUAACAAAACUACAGGAAAUGCUGAACAGACUCGACUUUAAAAGGAAGGAGAUUCUGUCAAAGAUGGACGUUGUGAUCAAAGAGAUCGAUGAUCUGACGACUUCUCAGCUCAACCCUGAGCUGCAGGACUGGAAGCGCAGGCAGCAGAUCGCUGCCAUUGGUGGGCCUCUGCUUACUGGCCUGGACCAGCUACAGAGCUGGUUCACCCUGACGGCACAGAGUCUCUUCCAGAUCAAGCGUCAGCUGGACAAACUGGGGGAGCUGGUUGUGAAGGUCACCUAUGAGAGCGACCCGAUACCUCUGCAGAAACCUCAGAUGGAAGAGCAAGUUAAAUACCUCAUCUACCAUCUCAUCAAGAGUUCAUUUGUGGUGGAGAAGCAGCCAUGCAUGCCCACACAUCCUCAGAAGCCCCUCAUCAUCAAGACUGGAGUGCAGUUCACCACCAAAGUCAGACUCCUGGUUAAACUUCCAGAAGUGGAUUAUCAGCUGAAAGUGAAAACAACUUUUGACAAAGACCUCCCUCCUGGCAGAGUAAGUCGUCAGUUUUUCAUCCUGACCAACAACACUAAAGUCAUGGAUAUUGAGGACUAUUCUAACGGCUGCCUCUCAGUGGAGUUCAGACACCUGCAGCUGAAAGAGAAGAAAUAUAUCAAUGGCACGAAGGGGAAUGAGGGCCUGCUUUCUGUGACCGAAGAACUUCACUCUCUCAGUUUCGAGGCUUGCUUCACGGUGCAGGGCCUCACCAUCGACCUGGAGACGUGCUCCCUGCCACUAGUGGUGAUCUCCAAUGUGAGCCAGCUGCCUGGAGGCUGGGCUUCUGUCAUGUGGUACAACCUCCUGACUGAUGAGCCAAGGAACUUGGCGUUCUUCGGGAACCCGCCUCGCGCCAACUGGAGCCAGCUCUCUGAAGUCCUCAGCUGGCAGUUCUCUACGUUCGCUGGUCGAGGUCUCAACAAAGAGCAGCUCACAACGCUGGGAGAAAAACUUUUUGGCCAGCAUGCCUCCUGCAGUGACUAUCAAGUGUCCUGGUCAAAGUUUUCUAAGGAGAAUAUUCCAGGGAAGCCCUUCAGUUUCUGGAUGUGGCUAGAUUCAAUCCUGGAGCUCAUCAAGAAGCACUUGCUGCCGGUGUGGAACGAGAACUACAUCAUGGGUUUUGUGAGUAAAGAGAUGGAGCGUGCCUUGCUGAAGGACAGAGAGCCGGGCACCUUCCUCUUACGCUUCAGUGAAAGCCACCUCGGGGGAAUCACCUUCACCUGGGUGGAGUACAGUGAGAAUGGUGAUGCAAAGUUCAACUCUGUGGAGCCGUACACUAAGAACCGGCUGACUGCUCUCCCGUUUGCAGACAUCAUUCGAGACUACAAAGUCAUCUCAGAUGGGGUCGUCCCUGAAAACCCGCUCAAGUUCCUCUACCCCAACAUCCCCAAAGACGAGGCCUUCGGACGGCUUUACAACAGUCAGCCCAGCAAAGUUUAUCCGUACAUACCAUCAACCUUGAUCCCCAUCUCAGAACUGCGCCAAAAUGCAAGCACCACCCCUCCUUCUUCUUGUCAGUCUCCUCAGCCCCCAAUGACUCCUGGAGAGUUUGACAUGCUCAGCGAUGCUCUGUGCUUCGACAUCGGCGGCAUGAAUUCUCCAUAUUCAGAGUGAAGCGAGAUCAACAUUUUGAUCAAAAGUUCACCGACAGCAUUCUCCACUGACCUGACUCCAUGCAGCCUCCCAUAACUGUUUAUAUCAUGAUUGUCAUAAAACACAGUCAGCUGUGUUUACAUGGGAUUACGGUGGAUUCAUUCAAAAACAGAAAAUUAUUCUUUUAUAUAUUCAUGAAUGUUUUUUUUUAAAUUGUCAGUCUGUUUUUAUUGAAUAAGUUGUGGUUGAACUUUUGACUGAUUUUCCCUCUCAAGUUUAGAUUGUAAAUAAGACUAUGUCAACACUUUACUUUGUUUGUAAUGCACCAUAUCCAUAGUAGUUAGAUACUUUAUGUCUACAUCAGUCGCACCACUGUGCCUUUAACUGAAUUACAAACAGCUGAAAUUGCAUUGUUACCCAAUGUUUUGGCUGUUCCAGCCUGCUACAGAUUGUACACUGUCAUUUGUAUAAUCAUUCAUCAGCGAGGAGUUCAAAGUCAGCUCAUGCGCCUCCUGUUGGCCAUGGGGAGGCACAUCGGCGUGUACAGACAGCGCAGCAGAUGUUAGUGCUUUUAUUUUGGUAAAAUCCUGAAAUAAAAUGCCUACAAAUAGCUACAACUUGA